AUGCCACAUAGAGCAGUUGUGAGAACCGAUAAGGAUACUACUAAAGUUCGCGUGGUUUUCAAUUGUAGUUCGAAAGCGAAACUAAAUCUCUCUUUGAAUAAUGAUUAUUUAGAGACUGGGCCGAAUUUGAAUCCCAAUGUACUGGAUGUUAUUUUAAAUUUUAGGAAAUUCAAAAUUGCAUUUUGUGCUGAUAUAGAGAAAGCAUUUUUGAUGAUUGGAAUUUCAGAAGAGGAUAGGAAAUUUUUUAAAUUCUUGUGGUUAUCAGAAAAUGCAAAUGAAGACUACAAAAUAAUGCGUAUGACACGUUUGCCGUUUGUUUGUAAGUCAUCGCCAUUUAUUUUAAGUUCAACAAUAAAAAAGCAUUUAAAGCAGUACAAGAAUAAUAAACCCGAAUGUGUUGAAAUGUUGAACUCUUCACUGUAUGUAGAUGAUUUAUAUUUUGGGGGAAAUAGUGUUGAAGAGGCAUUUAAGCUGUCUUCUGAAGCUGUGUCGAUUUUAAAGGAUGAAAGUAUGAUUUUGCGAAAAUUAAAAACUAAUUCUGAGAAACUGAGGUCAUUGUGGAUGCAGAAUGGACUUAGCGAUGAUACUUGUACUUCUGAUUGUCAGUUGAAGGUUUUAGGCUUGAACUGGAACCCAGUAAAUGAUAAAUGUUUCUUUAGAUAUAGCAAGAUUGAUGGAUAG
Molecule: messenger RNA, 681 nt
Organism: Stegodyphus dumicola
Lineage: Eukaryota; Metazoa; Arthropoda; Arachnida; Araneae; Eresidae
Source: RefSeq, a predicted model, not a curated record